Molecule: messenger RNA, 909 nt
Organism: Helobdella robusta
Lineage: Eukaryota; Metazoa; Annelida; Clitellata; Rhynchobdellida; Glossiphoniidae
Exons: 8
Coding region: 1-909 (302 amino acids)
Source: RefSeq, a predicted model, not a curated record
AUGGAGGCCAAUUACGUCAUCUCACGUGAUCAGGCCCGGCCAAUCAGACGAUGUUUGACAAACAGCAAUGUUAAAAUACGUAGUAAUAACGAGUCGAGAACGCUGAUGACAAUUGCUGGCAUCAAUAAUUUAUUGAUUCGCCAUUGGGACAGCAUUGAAAGGGCUGUAAAAUAUUUAAUAAACGACGAAGACAUGCUGGGCAAUGUCUUUAACGUUGACGACAACGAUGCUUACGAUGACGAUCAAAUUGAUGGUAAUUAUGGUGAAGGACAAGAUGAGGGUAAUGUUGGUGAAGAAAAUAGUGAUGUUGCUGCUGCUGAAUGUGAAGAUGAUAAAGAUGAUGAAAAUGAAGAAGAUGAUGAAGAUGGACGAUUCUUUUCAUCUUACGGAGUCGCUGGCGAAAAUUAUAACGUUGGAGCUGAUGAUGACGAUGAUGAAGGAGAAGAAGCUGCUGAUAAAGAGGGUGAUGACGUAGAAGAAGAUGACAGGAAGAAGAUUUUGAUAACGAUGAUGGAAAGAGCGGUUAUGGAGGCCAUUCAAAAUGUCAUCUGGAGUAUUAACGUUAAAUACAAACAGCAAAGCAAAAGAUUUUUAACUCCAAAGAAACGUCAUCACCGAACAAAUAAGCAACACAUCCCUACAAAGACACCAACCGGAAAUCAACAACGUCAUAGAUUGCGUCAUCAACAUCAUCACGUGAUCCAAGAUUACUUCCGCUACUUCAGCUAUGCUUCCGAAGUCGACGAACGUUUUGUCGCUGAUCAUGAUGAUGAUGUCGGUAGCCGAAUCGCUUCAAUCCAAAAUGACAUCGCCGAUUAUGUGAAUGAUGAUUACGGUGAAUCCACUCAGAACAUCAGCGAAAACUACGACUAUGAUGAUCAUGAUGGCAAAAAAAUUGGAUUAAAUUGA